Entrophospora candida is the source of this 2737-nucleotide messenger RNA. Lineage: Eukaryota; Fungi; Glomeromycota; Glomeromycetes; Entrophosporales; Entrophosporaceae. The record is from the annotation of a GenBank genome assembly.
CACCAAAAAUGACCCUAAAAGUUCUAAAAAUAACUCUAAAAACAAUUCUAAUGCCACUACCACUACCAAUGAACCCAAUAAUUCAAAGCAUGGUUCUUCUAUAACUAUUGACACAAAUGUUAAUCAUGUGGUUCAUAAAGAACAACGAUACAUGACCAGAUCACCUGCUUCACCACGCCUAAUCAAAAAAAGAGCAAUUAUACGUAGAGCAAAUUCAAGGAUUAUUCCAAUUCAUACAAAAUACUCAUCGGAAAGUUCAAUUGACUAUCAAAGAUCCAAUAAAAAAAAAGAGGAGAAAACUGAUGAGAUAUCUAACGAAUUAGAAGUGAUUAAUACCCAGUUUCAAGAAACAUUGAAUCAAUUCUCAAAAAGGUACCAAGAUUCUACUGUGGUACUUGCUGAGAAGUCACAUCUUUUAAAAAGAAAUCAAGAAUUGAUGCAUGCUAUUGCAUCAAAAGAAGCUGAAAUAGAAUAUUUAAAAGGUGAGUUGUGGGAAGCAGGAAAUAAAAUACAAAAUUAUGAAAUUGAUAUUAAAGAUUUGAUUGAACAGCAACACGAACCAUUGGCUUUAACACAGGAGGAUUUGUUAAGAAUUGAAAAAGAAAUUAAUGAUAAAGGAGCUUUGGUUUCCAGUUACCAGCAAGAGAAUGAUAAAUUAGUUAAUGAAUUGAAGAAAAUGAAUGAACAAUUUAGGCAUUCUAAUAAUGAACAAGGAAGUCUAAUAAAUAGAAUUAAUGAACUUUCUAAAGAAAACGAACAGUUAAAAGAACUGUUUCAAGAAAAUAAAGUAGUUGUGCCAGAGUUUAAGGAAAUGGCACUUAAAGAAAUGGAAGGAUUGAAAAAAGAAGUGAACAAUUUGAGAGAUAGAGGAACAGAAGAUUUUAUUAAAAUAGAUGAAUUGGAACGAAAAUUAUCUGAAGCAAAUGAAGAAAUUGAACAGAUCAAUCUUUCUAAAACAGCAUCAUUGGAAAAACUGACAGAAGAGAUGAACAUAAUGAAGUAUACAUACGAGUCACAAAUUGAAAAAAUUAAAAAAGAAGCUAAUUCAAAGGAGGCACGUGAAACUAGAUUUAGGAAAUUACAGAAUGCACUUGAUAAAGUAGAAGAUAUGGCCAAUAAUAAUUCACCAGAAUUUGAAAAAAUAUAUAAUGAUUUACGAAGAAUACGACUUUUGCAACCAAAGAAAAGACGUAAAUCUUUUACAGAUGUUUCUAGUAGUAAAGAUUUAUAUGGGUAUAGCAAAGAGCCUCCCAGAUCUCCAACAAUAACGGCAAAAUCAUUAAAAAGAUCUACAUCACAAUCAUCUAUUGGUGGAUUAUCACGUUCAAAUGUUAGUCGUACAGCAAGUCCAACACCUUCAGUAGUAUCAAAUAUUAGUGCCAAGAGUGGAAGGACAGAUUUAACAGAAGAUGAUGCAGUUCAAGAGUAUAUUGAUGAAUUGAAUGAGAAAAAUACCAAAUUAGAAGAUGAGCUUAGAGAAAUAAAAGAAAAAUUUGAAAAAGAUUCAAAUAUUUUGAAUGAAGAAAAGUCUAAACUCAAGGAAGAAAUUGAAAAUAUUAAAAAAGAGCAUAAGGCACAAAAAGAGGAAUAUGACCGUAAAAUGCAUGAAAUGGAAGAAUUGCUGCUGGAGAUGCCUGCAGAUACGACUGAAUCUAGCUCUACUGCAAAUGUUAGCAGUCCUGUGCCACCGCCUCAACCUAUGCCAUCCAUUAAUAACUUAUUAAAUGAAAUAGAAAUCAAACAAGCAAUUAUUGAAGAAUUAGUAGCAAAAUUAAAAAAAAAAGAGGAACAAUUAGAAUAUUAUCAAAAUGCAUACCUUUUAAAGACAGAAGAAUUUGAGGAUUAUGUUGAAAAAACGCAAGCAGCACAAAGUAUAGCAGCUGCCGAUACUACUACAGCAACAACAGUAGCAACAGUAGUUGAUGAUAACAUGAAUGAUUUGUCAUUACUACCUAUUACCAGUGAUAUUAUGGAUUUGUUUGAAAUAUCAGCUAUUGAACAACUUAUAGCACAGCUGGAAAGAACCAUAAUUGAAAGAACUACAGAACGAGAUGCGGCACAUCAAAGAGCAACAGAAGCAGAAGCAAAAUUGGUAGCAUUUUCUAAGGAAAAAAUGAAUUGGGGAAGUGGAUAUGAUACAUCAGUUAAGAAAUUAAAAGUACAAGUUCAACAUUUACAAGAGCUAUUACAAAUGGAACGAAAAGCAAAUUUGAGAAAAUUAAAACAUGAAAAACUUUGUAAUCAGGUCGAAUUAUUAACCAGAGAAAAUACCAAGUUGAAAUCAGAACUAAUUAUUUCUGAAAAGAUUAGAGAAUUGACACAUGAUAACACAUUAAAAAUUUUACAAAAAGCAAACAAAUCCAGUUUAAUCAUAGACAAUAGUAGUAAUGAUGAUAUAGUUGAAAUAAAAAAAUCAAUCACUGAUAAAGAAAUGGAGAUUAAUGUUUUGAAAGGAAAAUGUAUAGGACUUGAAAGUGUGAUUAAGAAGCAACGUGAAUUGUUAGCAUCAGUUAUCCCAUCAGUUUUUAAUGAUGGUGAUAAUUCACUAAAAAGUGUUGACAUAGCUCUUUCCAAUGGAAAGGAAGAGGAGGAAGUUAAUGAUCCUAUAAUAGCUGAAGAGAUGGAAACACAAUUAUUAAAUCGAGAAAAGAAAUUACAAGAAGUUAUUGACGAGACCAAAAGACAUGGUGAAGUACAAAUAGAAAGGUUAAAAUCAAAAUGGAAUCUCAAUUCAUAA